Gadus macrocephalus (Pacific cod) is the source of this 2425-nucleotide messenger RNA. RefSeq names its product palmitoyltransferase ZDHHC14-like. The coding region runs from base 505 to 2061 and encodes 518 amino acids. Lineage: Eukaryota; Metazoa; Chordata; Actinopteri; Gadiformes; Gadidae. Gene Ontology annotation, molecular function: protein-cysteine S-palmitoyltransferase activity. Gene Ontology annotation, biological process: protein targeting to membrane; peptidyl-L-cysteine S-palmitoylation. Gene Ontology annotation, cellular component: endoplasmic reticulum; Golgi apparatus. The record is from RefSeq and is a predicted model, not a curated record. The transcript has 10 exons.
AGGGGUCUGGCGUGUGUGCCGAUGUUGCCGUUUGUUGUUUGCACGUUCUGCAAGCUGUACUGUAAACGAUUCGAACAAUGUGAUCGGAGGGCCUUCGUUUUUUAGGCUUCCUUUGGAAAUGCUUUGACUUAUCCGAGGAGAUUGGCUGGAAAUGUGGGGGGAUGAAGACAUUUCUACGUUUGUGAUUGGGAAACACUUGUACACACAUAGCUCCCGUUCCUUCGUAUUGUGAGCUCCAGUACCUCGGCGACUACACGCCGGGAUGGUCGAGCUCAUCUGAGGAAGAGUCUGGGGUUUUUGGGUCGAACAAGCAACUAUUUCUAAACAGUUUUCUCUUUCACUUCCCUGGAAAUGGUGUUGUUCUUCAUCCACUCCGUAGCACGGAACAAACCUGGAUAACGAAAGGAGUACAUACGUGACAACAUCGCUGCGUGACGACUACUUUGCUCUCGAGAUACAACUGCUGCUGGACCCAUUCCGCUCUGGGGGCUCGUGUUUGUUUUAAUGCAUCUCGGGCUUCCCGAGUCCAUGAGAGACUGCGAGUACAGCCAGAUAAACACUCGCACCUCCACCCCGAUGGAGAUCCCUUACAAGAAGAAGACCCCAAAGAAGAGGAAAUGGGAGUCCUUUCCCGGGCGGAAUAAAUUUUAUUGCAAUGGGAGGAUUAUGAUGGCCAGGCAGACGGGCGUUUUUUACCUCACCCUGGUCCUCAUCCUGGUCACAUGUGGACUCUUCUUCACGUUUGACUGUCCGUUCCUGGCUCUCCAGCUGAGCCCAGCCAUCCCGGUGGUAGGCGGCGCGCUGUUUCUGUUUGUGCUGGGGACCCUGCUGAGGACCAGCUUCAGCGACCCGGGGGUGCUGCCCAGGGCCACGGCCGACGAGACCGCUGACCUGGAGCAACAGAUAGACGGGGCGAACGGCAGCACCAGCUACCGACCGCCCCCCAGGACCAGAGAGGUGGUCAUCAACGGGCAGACGGUGAAGCUCAAGUACUGCUUCACCUGCAAGAUCUUCCGGCCGCCGCGGACCUCUCACUGCAGCCUCUGUGACAACUGUGUGGAGCGCUUUGACCAUCACUGUCCUUGGGUGGGGAACUGCGUGGGAAGAAGGAACUACCGUUUCUUCUACAUGUUCAUCCUCUCCCUCUCCUUCCUCACCAUCUUCAUAUUCGCCUUCGUCAUCACACACGUCAUCAUACGGUCUCAUCGGACUGGGUUCCUCAACGCACUCAAAGACAGUCCUGCCAGUGUGCUGGAGGUGGUGGUUUGUUUCUUCUCCGUCUGGUCCAUAGUGGGCCUCUCAGGCUUUCACACCUAUCUGAUCAGCUCCAACCAGACCACAAACGAAGACAUAAAAGGCUCGUGGUCUUCUAAAAGAGGAAAGGACAACUAUAACCCUUACAGCCAUGGCAAUAUAUUCACCAACUGCUGCGUAGCGCUCUGUGGACCCCUGCCACCCAGUCUCAUUGAUAGGCGAGGCUUCUUCCAAUCAGACACACCACAGCUGGCGCCGCCAACCAAUGGCAUUGCAAUGUAUGGAGCCACCCAAUCCCAGCAGAGCCAUAUGUGUGACCAAGACCAGUGCAUUCAGAGCACCAAAUUCGUUUUGCAGGCGGCAGCCAGCCCCCUCCUCCAGCAGAGCGUGGAGCCCAUCAUCCCGGCCUCCUGCCCCGACGACGGUGGCUCCCUGCCCGGCCGCACCUCCCUCACCCCGGGGGAGCCCUUCAGCUCGCUGCCCCUGGUCGGGCAGCCCACGCCGCCCACCUCCAACCCCAACCUCAGCUGCCACGAGCCCGCCGACAUGCUGCCCGUCCACGGCCACGGACACCCCCACGGCCACGGACACCCGCUCCAGCAGCAGGACCCGGGGCUCCACCACCACCACCACCACCACCACCACUUCCUCACCCCGGAGGAGGUGCCCUCGCCCCCGGGGAUCCUGCCCUGCGGCAGCCCCAUGGGCCAUGCCCACGGCAUGCCGGCAAGCUUCUACAACCCCGCCAGUCAGGACUCCCUACACGAGGACUCUGUCCGGGGACUGGUUAAACUCAGCUCUGUGUGAGGACAGCGCGAUCUCCUCCCAUCCGCACCCAUCCAAACAUCCGUCCGUGUCCCCCAUAAGCGCUGCUGCUCUUUCACUUCCUUCCUGCCCCCCCCCUCCUCCCCCGACAGACUCUGUGUCAGAUUCGGCGCGGCCUUUUCCCCCCAGCCCGACCUCUCGGGGCUUAAGGGGAACCUGAACUCUCAAAAGAAGGGUUUUAAUUCAGCUGCCAGGAACCAAACUGAAUUAAAAUGAAACCAAGCCAAAACAGUUCUGAGCUGUGAGCGCCCCCACCCAAAGUCCCCCAGCCAGGGGGAGCUUUUCCUGUCCUGGACUAAUUGCCAUUUUUUGACGAUGCCAACCGACAGGACACUCUGUUGUCCGU